AUGCUCGCCUCGCAAGUAACCGCAUCUCUCCUCCUCACCCUCCUCGCAUCCUUCACCGCCGCCGCGACCCCCCAACAACAACACCAGCAACACCUCGAGCUCCAACAGCAGCAGGAUCCGCUUUCUGAGCCAGACCUGCUCCACCCCCUGCCACCUCAGCAUUACCCUGCUCUCGCAGCUGUCCCAGCAACUCCCGACCUCUCACCCCCCACCGCCUACGAAGCCAUGUCGUCCUCUGUCGCCCGGACGGCCCCGCUCGUGUUCCCGGCCGCGGGCAAGCACACGGCGACCGUCAUCUUCGCCCACGGCCUCGGCGACACGGGCCACGGCUGGGCGAGCGCUGUCGAGAAUUGGCGCCGGAGGCAGAGGCUCGACGAGGUCAAGUUCAUCCUGCCCAAUGCGCCUCAGAUCCCCAUUACCUGUAAUUGGGGCAUGCGCAUGCCAGGUUGGUUCGACAUAGUAAGUCGCGGUACAAUCUUCGACCGCCACCGCCAACAAGAGGCACAAGCAUCAUCAUCGCCACCGUCCUCAUCAUCACCCGAGCUAACCACCCAAUCUCCCCCGCAGAAAGUCCUCGACGGCACAGUCGAGGCCCUCCGCGAGUCCGAAGACGAGCGAGGGAUCCUCGCCUCGUCAGAGUACUUCCAGCAGCUCAUCCAGGCUGAGGUGGACGCCGGCAUCCCCGCCGAGCGCGUGGUCCUCGGCGGUUUCAGCCAGGGCGGCGCCAUGGCCAUCUUUUCCGGCCUGACGGGCAAGCACAGGAUUGGCGGCAUCGUGGGACUGUCGUGCUGGCUGCUGCUGAGCAACAAGUUUGCGGGGUUGGUUCCCGAGGAGAAGGUGAACCAGGACACGCCCGUGUGGUUGGGCCACGGGGACGCGGAUCCGCUUGUGCGGCCUGAGUUGAACGCGUUGAGUGCGGACGCGUUGAAGAAGCUUGGGUACAAGGUUGCGAGGACGCUUUACCCGGGUAUGGGUCACGCUGCUUGCCCUGAGGAGUUGGACGAGGUCGAGGCCUUCUUGUUGGAGAGACUGCCGCCUACUAAGAAGUGA
Molecule: messenger RNA, 1050 nt
Organism: Colletotrichum orchidophilum
Lineage: Eukaryota; Fungi; Ascomycota; Sordariomycetes; Glomerellales; Glomerellaceae
Product: phospholipase/Carboxylesterase
Exons: 3
Coding region: 1-1050 (349 amino acids)
Biological process (GO): protein depalmitoylation
Cellular component (GO): cytoplasm
Molecular function (GO): palmitoyl-(protein) hydrolase activity; carboxylic ester hydrolase activity
Source: RefSeq, a predicted model, not a curated record